CCCCUCCCUCUCAUCUCAUUUAUCUACAUCUUUGCAGUUUCCUUCUUAACUAAGUUUAUUCCUCUCUCUCUCUCUCCUCCACCUUCAAGAUCCUUUAUUCGGCCCCUCUUUUUCCACCCCUCUCCUUUCUAUUUCCGGUCCGAUCGAAGCGGUGUCCCAUUAUAUUUCAGCGCCUUGGUCGUCCCGAUCUCUCCUCUAUUAUCCGCGGUGCUGUUUCUCCAUGGAUUUCGCGGAGCGCGCACGGAAGUGCCAGGAGUACGUGGAGGCGCUCGAGGAGGAGCGCCGGAAGAUCGAGGUCUUCCAGCGCGAGCUCCCCCUCUGUCUCCAACUCGUCACCCAAGCGAUCGAGAGCAUUAGGAUGCAGAUCUGGAGCAGCGAGGAGACGGUGACGGAUGGGCCCGUGCUGGAGGAGUUCAUCCCUUUGAAGCCGACCUCCUCUUCGACCGAAGAGGAGAAGGGCGGCUCUAUGGAGAUGGAACAAGAGAGAUCGGAGAAGAAGCCGGAUUGGCUCCGAUCGGUCCAGCUCUGGAACCAGGAGACCGACCACUCACUCCCUAAAGGGGAUCCUCCGAAGAGGCCGAUCGCGGUGAAUGCUAAGAAGAUCGGCGGAGCCUUUCACCCAUUUGAAAGAGGGAAGCACGCCCCGGCGGCGCCGGCGGCGCCGGCGGCGAGCUCAUCUACGGUGGGCGGUGGAGGAGGCGGCGGCGUUGGUGGGGAGAAAGAGAAGGAUAAGGAGGGCCAGUCCCAGCCUCCCAGAAAGGCAAGGCGGUGCUGGUCAGCGGAGCUCCACCGCCGGUUCCUCCACGCCCUCGACCAGCUCGGCGGCUCCCACGCGGCGACGCCGAAGCAGAUCCGGGAGAUGAUGAAGGUGGACGGUCUCACCAACGACGAAGUCAAGAGUCAUUUGCAGAAAUACCGGCUGCAUGCUAGACGGCCAAACCUAGCAGUCCAGAGCAGCAGCACUAGCAAUCCCCUGGCCCCGCAGUUUGUAGUUGUCGGCGGACUAUGGGUCCCACCGCCGGAUUAUGCAGCUGCUCCUGCUGCAUCCGCAGCAGCACAACCAUCCCAUGGUGCUGGUGCUGGUGCUGGUGCUUCCCCAAAUGGAGUUUAUGCUCCUGUUGCAUCGCUGCCAUCAGAUCUGAGAUACCAAAAGCAGCAGCGUGAGAAGCCGUCACAUAGUUCUCCCACUGGGCCACUACAUUCAGAAGGUAGAUGCAGUGGAGAUGAUGGUGCUACCAAUUCAGCUUCCCCUACCACCUCAUCAUCUUCUCAAACAACAACUGCUUCACCUCCAUAUUGACUCUUCAGAGAGCAGCAGCUGUAAAGCAUUUUUUGGGCUUCUUUUUGUAAUGAGGGCUUACCACCUUUUAUGUUUUCUGUGAUGGAAAUAAAUAAGUAGAUAGAUAUAAAUAUAUAUAUGAAAGUAUGUUUUGUUGUUUCUCUGAUGACCUGUAUGUGAACAACUCAGUUAAAACAUCUUCAGUAGAGUUUGCCAAGCUUCUGAUC
This is a messenger RNA of Phoenix dactylifera (date palm), 1506 nucleotides long. RefSeq names its product transcription factor NIGT1. NCBI's taxonomy places the organism in Eukaryota, Viridiplantae, Streptophyta, Magnoliopsida, Arecales, Arecaceae. Gene Ontology annotation, molecular function: DNA-binding transcription factor activity; DNA binding. Gene Ontology annotation, biological process: regulation of DNA-templated transcription. The record is from RefSeq and is a predicted model, not a curated record.